CUACCUGAGCCGUCAGUGUCUCAUUCCAGCACGGUCGAGCCUGCCGGGAGGGGGUUUCUGUUCAACAGCUCCGCAACGAUCAUUUCAUUCGGAAACUUGGUCGGAAUUUGUAUUUAUAACAAACAACGUCUUCUUUUUUUUAAUUUAUUUAAAGCCUAACAUUUCGUUUCACUUUAACCGCUAGCUCGAAGUCGUAUUUUGUACAAGAAAAAAAACAAGAAAAGCUAAGUUUUCAGGACAACCGGUCGUGCUAACAAAGAAAAUCCUUUCUCUUGAGAAAUAAUCCCCCACUACUCUCUUUAGUUAUGAGUCAUGUGGUCGUUGAUAAUCCACACGGUCUAGAUCAGCAGCUUGCUGCCCUAGACUUGAACUCUGCUGACGGACAAGGCGGAGGAACUGGCAGGCGUUACAUUCCACCUCACUUGAGGAACAAAGAUGCUUCUAAAAACGCAGGAAAUGCUUAUUCCGCUGGUAGACAGUGCGGUUAUUCAGUGGCACCAGUAAAUUUCUAUUCACCUGGAUGGGAUGGCGGACGCAGCAAUGGGUUUGUGAAUGGUUACCACGACAACCGCACAAACGGCGGCUUCGGAGGGCGCGGACCCCCUCGCAAUGAUAGAGGUGGGCGUGGCGCCUACCGCGGUAACAGGGGUGGAGGCUCGUUUAAUCAACCAUUACAAAACGCAGGGGAAACGCGGGUAUUUUCUGCUUUUGGGUUUGGCACUUACGAAAACAAAGAUGGUGGCUGGGGAGGACCUCCCAGAGAUGCUGCCUAUAACAGCUUCGGAGGACGUAACGACAGGUCCAAGUCUGCCUUCUUCAAUGACCGUGGGGCGGGCUCAAGGGGAAGAUAUGAGCGUGGGGGCUUUGCUGGUGGAGGCAACAGCCGCUGGGUGGAGGACUCCAGAGAGGAUGACUGGUCCAAGCCCACAGCUCCAAACGAGCGCCUGGAACAUGAGCUUUUCUCUGGAAGCAACACUGGCAUAAACUUUGAGAAAUAUGAUGAUAUUCCCGUGGAGGCAACUGGGAGCAACUGCCCGCCACAUAUUGAAAGUUUCCAUGAUGUGGAUAUGGGGGAGAUUAUCAUGGGAAACAUCACCCUGAGUCGCUACACUCGUCCCACCCCGGUCCAGAAACACGCUAUCCCCAUCAUCAAGUCCAAAAGAGACCUGAUGGCCUGCGCCCAGACUGGCUCUGGCAAGACUGCUGCCUUCCUGCUGCCAGUGCUGAGUCAGAUCUACACUGACGGACCAGGAGAUGCUCUGCAGGCAGCCAAGAACAGUGGACAGGAGAAUGGAAGGUACGGCCGCCGUAAGCAGUAUCCGAUCUCCCUUGUCCUGGCUCCAACCAGAGAGCUGGCUUUACAGAUCUACGAUGAGGCGAGGAAGUUCGCCUAUCGCUCUCGCGUGCGUCCCUGCGUGGUCUACGGCGGCGCUGAUAUUGGUCAGCAGAUCAGGGACUUGGAGAGAGGCUGUCACCUAUUGGUGGCCACACCUGGACGUCUGGUCGACAUGAUGGAGAGGGGCAAGAUCGGUCUGGACUACUGCAACUACUUGGUCCUGGAUGAGGCUGACCGCAUGUUGGACAUGGGUUUUGAGCCACAGAUCAGGCGCAUUGUGGAGCAGGAUACAAUGCCACCUAAAGGCAUUCGCCAGACCAUGAUGUUCAGCGCAACCUUCCCCAAAGAGAUCCAGAUCCUGGCUCGUGACUUCCUGGAUGACUACAUUUUCCUGGCAGUGGGACGUGUUGGUUCCACUUCAGAAAACAUCACUCAGAAGGUUGUCUGGGUGGAGGAGACCGACAAGAGGUCCUUCCUUCUUGACCUGCUCAAUGCCACAGUUAUUCCCAGUGAGGUUCAGGAAAAUGUGACAGAGGCCCCAGAGAAGCCGGGUAAAGACUCCUUGACUCUGGUGUUUGUGGAAACAAAGAAAGGAGCAGAUGCUCUGGAAGACUUCCUUUACCACGAGGGCUAUGCCUGCACCAGCAUCCAUGGAGACCGAUCCCAGAGAGACAGAGAGGAAGCUCUGCAUCAGUUCAGAUCUGGACGCUGCCCCAUCUUGGUGGCUACAGCUGUGGCUGCUAGAGGGCUGGACAUCAGUAAUGUGAAGCACGUCAUUAACUUUGAUUUGCCCAGUGACAUUGAGGAGUACGUUCACCGUAUUGGCCGUACGGGACGUGUGGGCAACCUUGGUCUGGCCACGUCGUUCUUUAACGACAAAAACAGCAACAUAACCAAAGAUUUGCUGGACAUUCUGGUUGAGGCCAAGCAGGAGGUCCCCUCCUGGCUUGAGAGCCUGGCCUACGAGCACCAGCACAAGAGCAGCAGCCGUGGACGCUCUAAGAGGUUCUCUGGUGGGUUCGGAGCUAGAGACUACCGUCAGACGUCUGGAGGCUCUGGAAGCUUUAGUAGCAACCGUUCAGGACGUAACACUGGAGGCCAUGGGGGAAACCGCGGCUUUGGUGGAGGUGGCUUUGGAGGAAACUUCUACAGCAACGACGGCUACGGAGGAAACUACAGCCACUCUGGUAGUGUGGAUUGGUGGGGCAACUAGUCGCCAUAGGAAUAGGUUGCCAUGCCAACCCGACCCAAUGGAAACCACAUGUUAACUUAAGCCAGACCAUAACAACCCUCCCUGUGUAGCUUCACUGACACACAGUACAUUACCAACCCUGGUUCUCUGCCAUUCGCUUCUCUCAAAACGGAAGUGCAGCACGACGCAAAGGAGAGUCACCAGCACCGUGCGACGCACCGGAGACCGCAGAGAUUCGCACACCUCAGAGUGAGCAUGGAUGCUGACAUGCAUUGUCCGACAGCAACCUCGGACUUUCAUUGUUAAAAGUAUUUUUGUUCUUUUUUUGUGGAAAAAAAACCCAAUUGAGUAACCUGAGGAUCAUUUGUAUGUUAAUGUACUGUGCCUUUUGAAUUUAAACAGGAAAUCUGUGUUUUCAUUUCACCAGAUGAAUAUGGCCAAGAGCUCUAAAUUUGUUUUUACUAUUAUUUUGUUUGGUGGAAAUAUAUAAAGAUGUACAAAAAAAAAUAGGCUUGGACUUAAUCAAACCUUGGCAAACACUGGGGUGUUGUGGCUCUCAGUCACGAUUCCAUUUGAACUUCAAAUUUAUUGCAGGAACAUCAUGUAGCUUUUUCUAUAGUCAAACAGCUAAUGGAGCCAUUACUAUAUUUAACACAAACUGGGCCACUCUGUGAAGCAACCAUAUUUUAAUCCUGAAAGGACAAAGUUACAUUUGUUUUUCUUGUUCUUUUUUGCUCACUCUAUCCUGGACAGGCUCCUUUUUACGGAUAUGGUAGUCUUUGAAAUAGCCAUUCCUAUUGUAAUCUUAAGAAACACAGAAGUCAUUAAGCUCAGUGCCAACAAUCGCUGAGGUUGAAACAAGAAUAAUCAAUGCUGGAAUUUGUUACUCCACACUUAACAAUUGACUUGACAGUGUUACGGCAGCUAGUAUGUUACCAAGUGCUAGCUACAUUAAGUGGGCGGUGUUUUUUGUUUAUUUUUACUUGAGACAUUUUUGGUGCAGGUGUAUGCAGAAUUGAAAAACUGAGUCAGUUUUUUGAUUUGUUUUGUUUUUGAGUUGUUUCUCUACAAAUAUGUAUCAAAACAAAAAAUGCCUGCCAUCUUGAAAGUGAAGUUCAAAAUGGCUGCAUGCAUAAAGGACCACAGCAUCGGGAGGGCACAGCGUGGUGUUAGUGUUUUUACCGAGUCGACCUGCAACCACGAGGCCCAGAUGGUAUUCUACGCUUGCAAGUGUUUUGUUUUUUGGUCAAGGAGGAAGGACACGUGAACUGAGUCGCAGGCUUAACUUAAUUACAAACGUUUUCUCUUUUCAAGCUGCGUUGGAGGCAUGGUUCAUCUUUAAGAGACGGGCAUUUGAAUGAUCACUGAGGUUUCCAAUUAAAACAGCGAGCAACGGAGCGGGGUAGAAGCAGCUCUCCGACCACUGGGGUUUAGAGGGGAAGCGGGGGUAGGCGUUGGGGCGCAGUUUUCAGUGCACCGCCGUUGUCAGUGGCUUUGGUUUCCAUUGCUACGUAGUGUAACUGUGGAGGUGGCCAAAGAUGGUGGGGGACAGGAGAGUGUCCACUUCCUCUAUGGAACAUUAAAAGUACUGUCAGGUCCUCUGGGAGUUUCAUCUGCUCAGACUUGUAUUAAAAAAAAAAAGAAAAAAAAAAAAUCAGCGGCUUCACGGAGCCAGAGCAGGCUUUUCCUCUCAAAGAGGAGCAGCCAUUGAGACGAGGAGAGGUGGGGGCGUUUCAACCUCAAAAACUUAAAAUGCUCCCAGUUUUCUCAUCGGGUGUGUUGUGCCUUGAAACCUUUUUUUUUUUUUUUAAAGAAAUUGAACUAAAAGCGGAUGCACUGACAGUGUUGAGAACUUGAGAUUGAAUGGUGCUACUUGAUUUAGGUGUGUAGGCCCUUGUAUGUCGUGCCCAUCAAGUUUUACAAAAAGUUGUUUUAUUGCACAUCUAGAGUUUUAUAUAGAUGUCUUGGAUAUGUGUCCUUAAGCUUCCAAAUAUUGUGUGAGAGGAGAUUGUGGGGAAAAAAACGCAGCUUGUUUACAAAGGGGAAGGGUUCUCAACGUUCAAACCAGGAUUUAUUUGGGACCAGGGGAUUUAGCAGUCAGGGGAAUUUAGCCAUUUGCACAGAUUUCUAGAUUCUACUUUUGCUGCUAGUUUUGUGUAAUUUAUUAAGCAUUUUUGACAAAUAUUUAUUUUUGUAAGCCUCAAAGUGAUUCUUUGAAAGUUUCAGAAACUUGACCAAAAGACAGUACAAAAAACACUGGCACUUGAAUGUUGAAUGUCACCUGUAUGCGUGAAAUUUAUAUAUUUCGGGGUAGUGUGAGCUUUUUAAUGUUUAAGAUACAUUGGACUCAGUAAAUAAUAUCCACAGCUGUUUCAGGGCCUCCUCAGGGCCGGUCAUCUCUAUUAGAAUAUACUAAUUGGUCAACAAAAUUUGAAAUGGAAUUGAACAAACAUGCCAAGGUUUGGAAUAAAGCUGUCAAAAGAGCAAAUAAAUUUCCUAAGCAUAUCAGUGCAGAAGUGUUCAGAUUCUCCAAUUGUGUGCAUUAUUGAUUCUUUAUUCUAAUUUGACCUGAUAAUUAUUUUUCUCCAGUGAAUGUCUGGCACAUGGCAAUCCUUAAAGAAACAAACAUGUGGUUUAUUCUCAUUGUUGUAUUUGCAUAUAUGACGCCUCUUGAGUUCUCCUUGAAUGUGGAGCAGGUCUGCAGCGCUGAUUUCUAAAGCGGCUUCCUUGUCGCCACCGUUUGGGAUGAACAGAAGGCUGCCGAACCCGAGACUUGUUCCACGAUCUCUGGAGAACCCUAGAAGUCUUUAGAUGUAGACUUUGCUUUCUGUAUUAGCUUAUAGGCUACUGCACUGCAUGGGAAAUACUCAGCUGUGCAAAUUGUAUGAUUUUACCAAAAUAAAAAAUGUUUCGAAUGCAAAAAGUAUCUGGCAAAAUCAAGCAUGUUUCAUGAAGACUUGUUUACCAUAGAUGUGCAGAGAAGAUCUGUAGCAAGCGGCCUGUUGCCUUGUGUGGAUACAAGGCGGACGGGCGGCAAAUCUCAAUUCGGUAGAUUGGAUGGGCUUUGUUUCUUUUGGAAAUAAAAAAUACAGAAAGAUUUCAUUUGUAAA
Molecule: messenger RNA, 5638 nt
Organism: Acanthochromis polyacanthus (spiny chromis)
Lineage: Eukaryota; Metazoa; Chordata; Actinopteri; Pomacentridae
Gene: ddx3xa
Product: DEAD-box helicase 3 X-linked a
Exons: 21
Coding region: 306-2549 (747 amino acids)
Biological process (GO): cell differentiation; gamete generation
Cellular component (GO): P granule; nucleus
Molecular function (GO): ATP binding; RNA binding; RNA helicase activity
Source: RefSeq, a predicted model, not a curated record